AUGAAGUUCGGCGAACAGCUCCGUUCGAGCAUCAUUCGCGAGUACCAAUGGUACUACAUCGACUAUGAUGCCCUCAAGGCCGACCUCAAGACCGCCACCGGGCUCAUCACGCCCACUGACAAUGGCAAGGGCAAGGGCGGGAAGCGCGAGUGGUCCGAGGAGGAUGAGGGCCGCUUCGUGAAGAAGCUCGAAGCCGAGCUCGACAAGGUCCACACCAAGCAACAGGUCAAGGCCAUGGAGAUCUCGAGGCGCAUUGCUGUAAGCGAGCGCGAGGUCAAGAGCGUCGUCAACCGCCUCGUCGAGCGUGGCCCCCGUGAGGACGGCCCGAGCGAGGAAGAGUUCAUGCUGCUGGAGGAGGACUUGAGCGACAUUAUUGCCGAUGUGCACGAUCUUGCCAAGUUUGUCCAGCUCAACUAUACUGGAUUCUAUAAGAUUAUCAAGAAGCAUGACAAAACCACUGGCUGGCACCUCAAGCCUGUGUUCGACACCCGACUCAAAGCGAAGCCAUUUUACAAGGAAAACUAUGACGCUUCCGUGGUUCAGCUUUCCAAGUUGUACGACUUGGUCAGGACGAGGGGCAACCCGGUCAAGGGCGACAGCGCUGCUGGUGGCUCUCAGGGAAGCUUCGUUCGUAAUACGACAAAGUACUGGGUCCACCCGGACAACGUGACGGAGCUGAAGCUCAUUAUCCUGAAGCACUUGCCCGUGCUGGUCUUCAAUGCAAGCAAGGAAUUCGAGAUCCAGGACUCGGCCAUCACUUCCAUCUACUACGACAACCCGGAGACCUGGGAUCUGUACGAGGGCCGUCUGAAGAAGACGGAGGGUGCGGAGGCCAUCCGUCUGAGAUGGUACGGUGGAAUGCAGAGCGAGAACAUCUUUGUAGAGCGCAAGACCCAUCGCGAGGACUGGACCGGCGAGAAAUCCGUCAAAGCGCGAUUCUCGGUCAAGGAGAAGAAUGUCAACGCUUACAUGCGCGGCGAGCUUCUCCCCGCCGCUCUCUUCGAAAAGGCGCGCAAGGAGGGCAAGAAGCCCGAAAAGCAGAUUGCCGAGGACGAGAGACUCGCAAAGGAGGUCCAGUACUCGACUCUCAAAAAGGGAUACAAGCCGGUCUGCCGGUCCUUCUACAACCGCACUGCCUUCCAGCUCCCGGCUGACGCUCGAGUGCGAAUCUCGCUUGACACGGAGUUGACCAUGGUCCGCGAAGAUAAUUUGGACGGCCGUAAGAGAUCCGGCGACAACUGGAGGCGUAUGGACAUUGGUAUCGACUAUCCCUUUUCACAGCUACCACCCGAGGACAUUGUGCGGUUCCCUUACGCUGUUCUCGAGGUCAAGCUUCAGACGCAACUCGGCCAAGAACCUCCAGAAUGGGUUCGCCAGCUCAUUUCCAGCCAUCUCGUGGAAGCCGUGCCCAAGUUCUCCAAGUUUAUUCACGGAGUGGCUUGUCUCUUCCCCGACCGCAUCAACUUGCUUCCCUUCUGGAUGCCGCAAAUGGAUGUGGAUAUCCGCAAGCCAGUUACGCACGACUUUGGUAUCCACCGGCCCAACCAGUCGGCUACCACCACCACAUCAGACGAUGAUGAAGACGACGAACUAGACUCUGAUGACGAGGAGGGUCCUUUGGUUGCCAGUAAUAACGGCGCCACCAAUGGAGAGUCCAGCGGUCAGGGAGCUACCAGGAAUGGCGGGACCGCGCUCGAUGUCGAAGGCCAAACCGUUGAUACCAUUGCUCCUGUCGACAAUGAGGACUUUUUGUACGACUCUGACGAGGAGUACGAUGCUGACGAGGUCCUCGAGGAAGCCAGACGUGUUGGAGGCUGGACUUACUACAAGGCGCUUGCCUCUACAAAAGCACAAGCGUUUGGCGAACGCGCCGUGGAUGUGCUCAAGUGGACCGUGCCGCAUCCUCGCGGUUCUGUGAUUCCUAGACGAGAAGCGCAAACGACACUCUUCGGCUCGGGGGCUAUCCAGACCAAGAGGUACAAGGCUCCCAAGGGCAAGAAGAUUUACGUGCCAGUCCGCGUUGAACCCAAGGUUUACUUUGCGGCUGAGAGGACCUUCCUCGGUUGGCUCGAAUACUCCAUCUACGUCGGCACAGUGGCCGUCACGCUCCUCAACUUCGGCUCCAAGCCUACCAACGCGUCCUUCAUCGUUGCUGGAGUCUUUACACUCCUCGCCAUCUUGUCUCUCUGCUACUCCGUCGUUAUCUACCUGUACAGAAGCAACGCGAUCCGCAAUCGCAAGGCCGCCAAGUUUUACGACAAGUGGGGUCCCAGCGCCCUCUGCGCUUCGCUGUUCAUCGCCGUUCUGCUCAACUUUGCGUUUGAGGGUCGGGAACGAGCGUACUGGUGA
Colletotrichum orchidophilum is the source of this 2349-nucleotide messenger RNA. RefSeq names its product VTC domain-containing protein. The record is from RefSeq and is a predicted model, not a curated record. The transcript is spliced from 3 exons. Gene Ontology annotation, cellular component: vacuolar transporter chaperone complex; fungal-type vacuole membrane. The coding region runs from base 1 to 2349 and encodes 782 amino acids. Gene Ontology annotation, biological process: microautophagy; vacuole fusion, non-autophagic; vacuolar transport. NCBI's taxonomy places the organism in Eukaryota, Fungi, Ascomycota, Sordariomycetes, Glomerellales, Glomerellaceae.